Molecule: messenger RNA, 6309 nt
Organism: Entelurus aequoreus (snake pipefish)
Lineage: Eukaryota; Metazoa; Chordata; Actinopteri; Syngnathiformes; Syngnathidae
Gene: mlxip
Product: MLX interacting protein
Exons: 17
Coding region: 254-2632 (792 amino acids)
Biological process (GO): regulation of transcription by RNA polymerase II
Cellular component (GO): nucleus
Molecular function (GO): protein dimerization activity; RNA polymerase II cis-regulatory region sequence-specific DNA binding; DNA-binding transcription factor activity, RNA polymerase II-specific
Source: RefSeq, a predicted model, not a curated record
CUUGAGCCCGCCCCCUUUUAGAAGCUGUCGAGUCAGCUGGUCUGUCGUCAAAUGUCCACAAGAAGUUUGGAGGCAGUAUUAUCGACAAGCUGGCGGUCUAAAGAAAUGGGUUAACCGGGCUCUACGCCUCCACGACAAGCGGAGACUUUAAACGAAGCAGUCGUCGGCCAGCCUCAUGACGGGUGCCCGGGCGCGCUAGCUAGCUGCCUGGCUAUACGUUAGCUAUUUGUUUGCCGUGCCGAGGAGAGUCAUCAUGGCUGCGAUGGAGCUCAGUGUCAGGCAGCACCUCCAUCACCCGCCCGCCGCGAAGCAGGAGCAGGACGAUGACUCGGACGCGGAGGAGACGAGCCUGGGCCUGCGGAGGACCGAGCACCGGCUGCAGUCGCAGAUCAUCCACAGCGGCCACUUCAUGGUGUCGGCGCCGCACAGCGAGCACCCGCCAAAGAAAGGCUACGACUUCGACACCGUCAACACGCAGGCCUGCCAGACGUACCACUUUGGCAAGGCCAGCACCUCCCACAUCUCCAUUGACGCGUCCCUCACCAAGCUGUUCGAGUGCAUGACACUGGCGUACAGUGGUGAGCUGGUGUCUCCCAAAUGGAAAAACUUCAAGGGUCUGAAGCUGCUUUGGCGAGACAAGAUCCGUCUCAACAACGCCAUCUGGAGGGCCUGGUACAUGCAGUAUGUGGUGAGAAGAAAGAAUCCAGUCUGCCACUUUGUGACUCCUCUCCAUGGAAAUAUAGACUUGGAGCAUCGCACUACAGAGAUGAUCACCACCGAGGGCAAAUGCUGGAGGAGAAGAAUAGAAGUUGUCAUCAGAGAGUAUCACAAGUGGAGGACGUACUUCAAGAAAAGAGUUGAGAUUUCAUUAAAUUUGCAGAAGCACAAGGAUGAUGACCUGUCAAGUUUGCUCAAGGGGCCCAAGGAGCAGUUAUCGUUGUUUGGGGAAAUCCCUCCAGCCAUGCAUCGUGUCUCCUUUGAUCAGGAUGAAGAGAGCGAAUUGCCAGUCCCCACAGACCUGGAGAGCCUCUUUGACAUGGAGGUUUUGAUUUCGGGGUUCUCAGACACGUUAUUCACCACCUUCCACCAGUCCACGACCUGGCCCAGCCCCAAGGAGCUAACGUAUGUAUUGAAUGCAGACAUGAUCCAACCGAGACUCAACCCCUUGCAGCCCAACCUCGACUUUAUGGACUCUUCUGACCCUCUCCAAGACUUAUUUCACAGCUACCGUCCGCCCGUCUUCCCCCUUGUUUCCCCCACUGCACCAUCAGUUCCCCCUAUGCCCAGCAGCAGCUCUCAGUCGCAGCAGGACCAGUUAAUGUUUCCCAUAAGCCACAUGGCCAUCCCCUCACCUGUGACCUCUCAGACUAGUGGAGCCAGUGAUGGCAGUGAUAGCGCCAUUGUGGAAAACUACCUGCCUCACUAUCACGGCCAAGUGGCGCUGGGCAACCACGAAGACGUCUCCACCCACAAUGCCAUGGUGUCUCCGUGCCUUCCCAUUCAGGACUUGGUGGCACAACCUCGGCCCCCCGCCCCCCUGGAUUCUUUGGAUGAGACCUUAUCGCCCUCUAUCAUCACACACCCCUCCGCAGCCGCCGCCCGCUCUGCGUGCACACCAGCUCCACCUGCUCAGUCCAGGCUGCCGCCCUUGAAUCAGCUUUCCACCUCCGCCGUGUUUCCCCCGCAGUUCGCCGUCCCUGUUAGCCUGCAGCGGGCCAGCACCAGCAAAAAACAGAAUUUGAAGAAGAUAAGCCCAGCCCAUCCAGUCAAGCCCUCGCCGCUGUACUUCACAGCUGUAAAAAUGGAUGCGAUACCACCUCCAGCGGUGAUGUUCACGACUUAUGGAUUCCCUGUCCUACCUCAAACUCAGAAGUGUUCUCAGUGCAUCGCCCCCUCAAACACCCUAAAGCAGGAAUCGCCCCCCCGUGUCGUUCAGGAUCAGCCAGGAUUGUCAUGUCAAGAUUUACCUUGUUCUUUUGAUCCGGAUCCCAGUCAGCAGUCUCCAAUCAGUAGCGGUACACCUCAGCAGAGCCAAAGCAGAUCACACCAAGCACAGCAGAAGAGACGUUUAAUUAUGAACAGCCGCUACAAAACGCUCCGCUGCCUGGUUCCCACCCUCAACUUCAGGUGUCCUAGUAAUGCGGACACGAUACAAAAGACAGUGCAAUACAUUAAGAAGCUCAAGCAGGAGAGGGAGGAAAUGGAGAAGGAAAUUAGAACACUCCAGGAAGAGAUUGCGCAUCUCAACGCCUCCAUCAGUCUUUGUGACGACCAACUGCCAGAGACCGGAGCACUGGUUACGCAGGGAUACAUGCAGUACGACUUAAAUGAGUACAUCAAGCAGCGCACUCAGCAGAACUGGAAGUUCUGGAUUUUCAGCGCCAUCGUCAAGCCGCUCUUCGAGUCCUUCAACAAGAUGGUGUCCACCACCAGCCUAGCUGAGCUUCGCAGGACCACGCUGGAGUGGCUCGAGCGCCACUGCUCCCUCAUGGCGCUCAGACCAAUGGUCCGCAGCACCCUCUGCCACCUGAGCACCAGCACGUCCAUCCUGAGCGACCCCUCCCUCUUGCCCGAAGAAGCCAUCGAGGCCAUAACGUGCGCAAACGUCAGGCCUCCCUCUCAGGCCAGGUGAUGAAGCUCUUCAUCAUCAUCAUCAUCAUGGACGACUUGCCACGUCUUCCUCAUGCUCACAGGAGGCCUUAUUUUUUUUAUCACAAGUUGAUUAUUUGUUGGUAUUGAGCCGUGUAUUAGCGUGAGCGCACCACGUUUUGCCUCGUGUGCUGCGGACAGUGAACAAUAUUUCAGUGACGACCGCAGAAUGCGAACAACAAGCAGCAAAUUGUUCAAAAAACAAAAAGAAAUGCAGACGUUCUGGAGUUUUGUACAAGUAAAUUGUUGUUUUGAAUGUUUUUUCUUCUGUCCUUCACAUUGGGCUUGCUCAGCGUUUUUUCUGGUGAGCGACUUGAACUACAGCCCCUCAUAGGGAGCAGUGAAAUUACAGCAAUACAAAUUCUAUACACGGAGGCAGAACAUUACCAUGACGUUUUGGCAUUGUGUACACAUAAAACAAAAAAACGUUGUACGCGAAUAGUUUUUAGAUUGUGUUUUUCAAUGUCAGUCUUCUGAUUUGUUCCUUUUUUUCCCAUUUUGGCACGUGAGGGGGCUUUAAACAGACUAGUUUCUAUCCUUGGCAGCAUGGUGGUACAGUGGUUAGUGCGUGUACCUCACAAUACGAAUGUCCUGGGGUUCGAUCUUUCUGUGUGCAUGUUCUCCCCGUGACCGCGUGGGUUCCGUCCGGGUACUCCGGCUUCCUCCCACCUCCAAAGACAUGCACCUGGGGAUAGGUUGAUUGGCAACACUAAAAAUUGGCCCUAGCGCGGUGGUUCUUAACCUGGGUUCGAUCGAACCCUAGGGGUUCGGUGAGUCGGCCUCAGGGUUCGGCGGAGGUCAAAACACACCCGACUCAUCGUGUAAAUACAAACUUCUCCCUAUCGGCGUAUUACGGAUACGGCAACAGCUGACUGGUUUGCAGGUGUGUAAUUUGUUGUGAGUUUAUGCACUGUGUUGGUUUUGUUGUUUGAACAAGGUGAUAUUCAUGCACGGUUCAUUUUGUGCACCAGUAAAAAAACAUGGUAACACUUUAGUAUGGGGAACAUAUUCACCAUUAAUUAGUUGCUUAUUAACAUGCAAAUUAGUAACAUAUUGGCUCUUAACUACCGUAUUUUUUGGCGUAUAAGUCGCACCGGCCGAAAAUGCAUAAUAAAGAAGGGAAAAAACAUAUAUAAGUCGCACUGGAGUAUAAGUCGCAUUUUUUGGCGAAAUUUAUUUGAUAAAACCCAACACCAAGAAUAGACAUUUGAAAGGCAAUUUAAAAUAAAGAAUAGUGAACAACAGGCUGAAUAACUGUACGUUAUAUGACUCAUAAAUAAUAAUAAUAAUAAUAAUAAUAGAUUUUAUUUGUAAAAAGCACUUUAUAUUGAGUAAACAAUCUCGAAGUGCUACAGUGUAUUAUAAAUGAUAAAUAAAUGAUAAAUGGGUUAUACUUGUAUAGCGCUUUUCUACCUUGAAGGUACUCAAAGCGCUUUGACAGUAUUUCCACAUUCACCCAUUCACACACACAUUCACACACUGAUGGCGGGAGCUGCCAUGCAAGGCGCUAACCAGCAGCCAUCAGGAGCAAGGGUGAAGUGUCUUGCCCAAGGACACAACGGACGUGACUAGGAUGGUAGAAGGUGGGGAUUGAACCCCAGUAACCGGCAACCCUCCGAUUGCUGGCCCGGCCACUCUACCAACUUCGCCACGCCGUCCCCUAAAAUUUUUUAAAAACAAAUAAAUAAAAAGAUAAUAAAUAAAUAAAAAAAACUUGAAUAGCCAAAUAGCUAUAACUAGUAUGCAUAAAUCUAAAAAAAAAAAAAAAGGCUUUUUUUUAAAAAAAGAAGGGCUUUUAAGCCUUUUUUAAAAGCAUUCACAGUCUGUGGUGCCCUCAGGUGGUCAGGGAGAGCGUUCCACAGACUGGGAGCGGAAAUAACCAACUGAGAACGUGCCUGGUAUGUUAACGUAACAUAUUAUGGUAAGAGUCAUUCAAAUAACUAUAACAUACAGAACAUGCUAUACGUUUACCAAACAAUCUGUCACUCCUAAUCGCUAACUCCCAUGAAAUCUUAUACGUCUAGUCUCUUACGUGAAUGAGCUAAAUAUUAUUUGAUAUUUUACGGUAAUGUGUUAAUAAUUUCACACAUAAGUCGCUCCCGAGUAUAAGUCGCACCCCCGGCCAAACUAUGAAAAAAACUGCGACAUAUAGUCCGAAAAAUACGGUAGUCAUUAUUAAGUACUUAUUAAUGCCUUAUUCGGCAUGGCCUUAUUAUAACCCUGACCCUAACCCUAACCAAAUAAAUUAAGUCUUUAUUACUUAGAAUAUGUUCCCCUAGUGACCAAAUAACUCUAAAUUAAGUCUUAGUUACUUAGAAUAUGUUCCCCAUACUAAAGUGUUACCAAAAACAUAUAACUUUGUCUUGAAUUUGGAAAAAAACAUUUUAUUUUUCACUAAAGUAGGGUUCGGUGAAUGCGCAUAUGAAACUGGUGGGGUUCGCUACCUCCAACAAGGUUAAGAACCACUGAUGUAGUAUGUGAGUGUGAAUGUUGUCUGUCUAUCUGUGUCGGCCCCGUGAUGAGGUGGCGACUUGUCCAGGGUGUACCCCGCCUUCCGCCCGACGGCAGCUGAGAUAGGCUCCAGCGACCCCAAUAGGGACAAGCGGUAGCAAAUGGAUGGAGUUUCUAUCCUGUUGCUGUAGUGGCUUCCAAAAGCUACUGACAGCGGAGGGCGCUCUACUGCCUUUUGUAAAGCCACUGCUAUUAAGUUUAAAGUAGAAAACUGAAUGUGAAGGAAAAAAAUAGAAAAUGUCGGACAUGUGAAAUAAGAAGACUGAAACUGAAAAAUGAUAUCAAAAUAAUAUUGUAUUUAUUUAAAUGUCUGUAUGGGGGUUUUUCUUCUCCGAGAUGCCAAAACUGAAUGUCGAUGUUGUGGUUCCACACCCAGACAGGUUAUGUACAGUACACUAUCUAUGUGUGAAAGUCAUUUUUUUCUACCUGCAUGGGAGUCCUAUGUCGAGGCUCGUUACAGCUGUUUUUCAUUUUGUUCCUGUGCAAGUUUCUGAUGUCAAUCAACCUCUCUUUUUGUUGGUGGUCUCAGGACAGCACUGGUGAGUGCGAGUAUUUGAACAAGCAAACAUGGUGACUUCUUCAACAAUACACCUUCUUGUUUUAUGUUGAAAGUGCAUUUAAGUCACAUCAACAUCAGGCAAGGCUUUUCGCUCGGACUUUGUAUGCAAACAAAGUCACGGUGACAAUGAUGGUUUACAAUGACACUUGUACUUUUGCAUCAUUUCUUUUAGUAGCCUCCUAUCUUUUUUUAUAGUCUUGUCUACUGUGACACCAUUUGUCUUUUCUACUGCAGGACAAUAUUCUGCACACGUGUUGAUAGUGAUUUUCAUUUCUUUAAAAGUCAACGUUUUCGUACACUGAAUCCUUUUCUUCCGAAGUUCCCAAAAUGUCUUCAUGCAACAAGAUGCCUUAAAUUGUUCUGGAUGGCAAUAAAAGCAACAAAAACAAACCUAAAGUUUGACUUUUUAGUGCAGACCUGGGCAAAUUAACGCCCGGGGGCCACAUUGAGCUUUUCAAUCUGGCCCGGCGGACAUUCCCAAAUAAUUGUUUUAGAUGUUUAAGAUGUAAGGUGUAGCUGCCAUUACGAUGUGCAGUGAUGUUUUCUAAUGACCGUAAGUCUUCAACUAUACUAAGUCUUCCAAUGCUUGG